AGGCUUAAUUGACAAUUGACAUGCUGCCGACUUCUGAAAGACAGCAAAUAUGGCUACAUCAGUAACAAAAGCUGCUCUAGGGAGAAGAGCCGCGACAAACGAGGAUUUAAAUUACAUUUCACAGUGUAUUGGUUCCAACUGGGAAAUACUAGGACCAUUUCUUCUCAAGACAUCAACGGUUACAAUAGAACAUAUAAGGCAUAAUCACACUUCAUGUCAGCAACGUGUGUAUAACUUACUUCUAAUGUGGCGUCAAGAGACUGAUGACCAGUCACUGGCUCAUUUGUUUCAUUUAAUGUAUAAAGCGGGUACAUCUGUCACUAUUGAUUGGAAUGUAAUUGCAGAAAAUCUCAAGAUUAAAAAAAGGGAUAUUCAAGCAUGUAAAGAGGGAUACCAAUAUCCAGUACAAGAGAGAACGCAGCAGCAUGAUUUGGAAUACCAAAGCCAAGUACAUGCACAAGAAACAAAGCAGCAGCAAGAUUCAGACUUAAACAGACGUUCAACUUCUUCAUUUGUUGAUUCCAAAAAGUCUCUAAAGGAUUCCUGUAUAUUUGAUGGUCGAUUGAUCCUACUUGAUAGCAACCAGGUCAAUGAUUUGGAAGCUUCAUUAGAUAAAGGGCCUAUAGGACGAGGUAGACUUGGUUUUGUGUAUCGUAGUAACAAUCCGGACAUAUUUGGCAUCCCUGUGGCCGUGAAGAAGAUAAAUACAAAGGGUGAUUCGAAAAUUGAAAGCCAAGUCAGAAGGGAGAAAAUUGCGUGUAGACUGAUGAACCCAUUUAUACUCCCACUCCUAGCUGUUGUUGAGAAGUCAAAUGAGACAAAUGAAAAAAGAGAGGUUUGGUUCGUCUCUCCACUUUGUGAAAACGGUGGUCUUGAUGAAGUCCUCAAACAUGACAGGAAAAAGUCAAUCCUGAAACUGAAUGCGCAGAAAAGAGUGAAAAUUCUCCUCCAAGUUGCAUUAGCUAUCCAGUACAUCCACACUGCAGUGCCUGAUGUCAGAGCUGUAAUUCUUCACAAAGAUAUAGCCUCAAAAAAUAUUGUGUUGGAUGGAAUGUUUAAUGCCCGCCUUAUUGGUUUUGGUUUGGCAAGAGAAGAGGAUGAUAUACUAGUAUCAACUGUACCUGGUGGAAGAUUGUAUUAUUCACAUCCUAAUAUAGGAAAAGAAGGUGCAAACGAGAGCUGGGACUAUUAUAGUUUUGGUGUCAUUGUAAGAGAAAUGAUUACCGAUUUUGGACCAGAAGGCAACAAAACGAAAUUCUUGAAGAACAUGACAGCUGAGGAUUUCGAAGCUGAGGGUGUCACAAAUAACAUAUAUGAAAAGGUAUGGAACUAUGAAUAUAUCGAUAAUGCAGCAUAUGGAAAACUGAAAGAUAUUGCAACACAACUGCUCACACAGACUGAUUGGAAGGCUCAAGAUUUCACAAAAAAUGUCCUCGAGGAGUUACAUGUAAGAGAAUGUGUAUGCCUGAAUCAGCAUCACAUUACUAUGCUCAAGGCUGCUGUGCUCCACAUAGCAAUCUGCAUGGUCACCAUGAAAAGCAGUGCAUCAAAGUUGUAUGACAUCAAAUUUGAUAAAGCGCUAUUUGUGCAAGAGAGUAUAAGAGCGGUAUGA
Ruditapes philippinarum (Manila clam) is the source of this 1612-nucleotide messenger RNA. RefSeq lists its product as uncharacterized. The transcript has 13 exons. Gene Ontology annotation, molecular function: ATP binding; protein kinase activity; protein binding. Gene Ontology annotation, biological process: protein phosphorylation; signal transduction. NCBI's taxonomy places the organism in Eukaryota, Metazoa, Mollusca, Bivalvia, Venerida, Veneridae. The record is from RefSeq and is a predicted model, not a curated record. The coding region runs from base 50 to 1612 and encodes 520 amino acids. Gene Ontology annotation, cellular component: plasma membrane.